Molecule: messenger RNA, 1197 nt
Organism: Suillus discolor
Lineage: Eukaryota; Fungi; Basidiomycota; Agaricomycetes; Boletales; Suillaceae
Exons: 4
Coding region: 1-1197 (398 amino acids)
Source: RefSeq, a predicted model, not a curated record
AUGGAACGUCAGGUCCGUUUCGAUCUUCCGAUGGAUACCGAUGAAGAUUUUAGCUAUCAUACUGAAACACAAUCACCAAUGUGCAUGGCCACCGCUGAACGAAAAGAGAUUUAUCUCGGGAUUGGCCCCCCACCGGGCCUAGCAAGGCCACUCCAACCCUUCAAUUUUGGUUUUGAUAUCCCAUCCAGGCCAUCAAAAUUCAAUUUUGGCAUGGAUCUCCCAAUCCCACCAGCAUACACACCAACAUUGACUUCUGAGCGGCCAUUCAAUUUCGGCACUGAUUUGACUAUUCAGGCGACAGAGUCACCAAAGGCCACAGCGGCUGAAGAUUCCUCAUCUACCGGGAAACCUUUCAACUUUGGCUUUGAUCUCCCCGUUGACGCACAGCCUCUACCUACAAUACCCCCCCUUCCUGCAUUCAACUUCGGUUUUGAUCUCCCUGUUGUCGCCGACCCCCAACCGGCCAUACCACCUUCUCCAUUCAAUUUUGGGAUGAAUCUCGAUAUCUCAGUUGGCCAACAUGAGCCAGAGACACCCACACCCCAUCAUGUGGGAUAUACCACCACAAAUAAAAAAUUCCUGUUUGUUGCCGAUUCUCCGGCACCGGCGGGGCAAUGGAAGCCCAUUCCAAUCCAAGCCAGGGAAAUCCAACUUUCAUUGAUGGGACCUCCACACCCAGUGCCACCUAUCCCUGCAAUUAUGGGAAUCCCGACAACACAUGCUUCCCCAAUGCCUGCUGUGGCACCCAUCCCGACAUCAGCGCCCACUUCUUCGUCACCAAUCCCUGCGGCGGCACCCAUCCCGACAUCUGCGCCCACUCAUUCGACACUGGGCAUUCCCGAUGAAUCCAAAGAUUCAGGUUUGCAUGCCACAAGCUACAAGCCUAUCACACUUCCAAACCUUGCUGGUAUUAUGCCACAAUCUGAAGAUACUACACCAGACGUGCCCAAUCGGUCUUCACCGCCUACAUUGGCAUCAUUAAUCGGUGAUUCCCAGCAGGCGGCGAUCCAGAUUCUUGAAUGUUUGCGGGGAACGGAUGUGGACAAGGUAGCACAAACUAUGCUCGGUGGGGUUCUUGCUGCAGAUGAAGAUCUCCGGAAGCCACAGCCGGAUGAAGUGCUUGGUAGCAAUCGGGCUAUGAUGUCAGUGUUUUGUGACACCCGGGAUCGGCUGACAAAGGCUUUUAAAGAGCUUUAG